This is a messenger RNA of Recurvomyces mirabilis, 1128 nucleotides long. RefSeq lists its product as uncharacterized. The transcript is spliced from 3 exons. The record is from RefSeq and is a predicted model, not a curated record. Bases 1 to 1128 code for a protein of 375 amino acids. NCBI's taxonomy places the organism in Eukaryota, Fungi, Ascomycota, Dothideomycetes, Mycosphaerellales, Teratosphaeriaceae.
AUGUGCAGCUUCGAUCUUUGCAAGCUGCCGGGAGUCUGCACGAACGACGGCACACCAGGUAUCGCUGCAAACAAGAGAGAACUCGCUCUCGACAGCCCCAUGGAGACCCACGUACUCGAGACUCGUGGGCAGGAUCACUAUGAGGCCAAUCUAGGCCGUUACGUAUUCAUUCUCAUCGCUGCAGCCGUCAACGAGAUCUCGAGACUCUAUGCCGGCCGAAACGCGAAUCUUGUAACCCGUCAACAGUACAGGUUACGACCUGGGAGCUGUGUCGGCCCUGCUAUCGACAUCUUAACCGUAGCGGCUGGUGACCAUCCGGGUGGCUUGACUGGUGAUCAGACUGAGCAUCCUAUUGAGCCGCAAUUCGGUGCUCGAUUUCUCGAAACGAUCGUUCUAGGCAGACUACGCGGUGCCAACGGACAAAUUCCUUCGCCGUAUCUGCCUCCUAUCCCUGCUGACACGAUCAACUUUUACUGGGAUCAUCCGUUGCAUGAGUUGGCCCAACGGCCUGCCAUAGGUGGUCCUUAUGGCGAUAAACCUGCCACCGCCCAAGAAAGAUUCAUGGGAGCUUUCGGGUCCGUCGACUGGCCAGAGCCUCUCAUCCCCACUGAUCAGCAGAUCAAUGGACCCAAGGGCCAGCUUUGGAGUCUGCACGAUCCCAUCUCACUCGAUGCCAUCAAUCGUAAUGCUCGGGCAGCAGUCAACGCAGAUACCGUUCAGACUCAAGACGCCCUGUUGCAGUCCGUCCGUAUAGGCUUCGCUAUCAUGGAAUACAUGAACGAUCAGAACUUCAUCAACCACUUCAACAUCGCUCGCAACCAGAUCAGAGCGCAGCUCGGCUACAUCGAAACGGCGUUUGCGAACCAGGGCUGGCCGGUGACUGGGCUACAGGAAUGGUGGGAUGUCGUUCUGGACGACUUCAUGGCGCAAUUGCAAACGCGUGUCCGAACCUUCACCGACCAGGCUAUCACGGCGGCUUUCGCGCCUUUCAACUCGCAACGCGGUCAGAAUCUCAAUAUCGCACCGGCGAUACGCGCCACGUUGCGGGAUUAUCUCACCAGGCUUCAGAACGGCCAGGGUAUGACGUUCGAUGCGCAGUACUUUGUCAAUAUACACCCACCACCUUGA